AUGGCCCAGAGAGAUCCUCGCUUCAACCAGCAUGUCCUGGUGGACACCACGCCCAUGCCCGACCACAUCCCCAAGGUGGAGGAGAUUGGUGCCACAUCUGCGCCCCUCCACAGCGCGGCCUUUUACAUCGGUGACCGGUGCGGGUCCUUCAAUGACGACUACAUGAAGUGCAAGGACGAGGCAAACGGCCGCGGAGAGUUUGACUGCUUGAAGGAGGGUCGCAAGGUUACGCGCUGUGCCGCUAGCGUUCUCAAGGACAUCAACACCCACUGCCUGGAUCAGUUCAAGGCCCACUGGGAGUGUCUCGAGAACAACAACCACCAACUGUGGGAGUGCCGCAAGGCUGAGAUGAGCCUCAGCAAGUGUGUUUUCGACAAAUUGGGAUUGAAGAAGACCCUCCCUGGUGCCCCCGAGGGCCAGGUUCCUGUUCACCUGCGCCCCAAGCAGAAGUACGCUCAGUACACUGGACCUCAGUACUAA
This is a messenger RNA of Penicillium antarcticum, 480 nucleotides long. Its product is annotated as coiled-coil-helix-coiled-coil-helix domain-containing protein. The transcript has 4 exons. Gene Ontology annotation, biological process: mitochondrial electron transport, NADH to ubiquinone. Bases 1 to 480 code for a protein of 159 amino acids. The record is from RefSeq and is a predicted model, not a curated record. Lineage: Eukaryota; Fungi; Ascomycota; Eurotiomycetes; Eurotiales; Aspergillaceae.